AUGCGGUUCCUCAUCUUCUCCUUCCUGCUGACCUCGGCAGCGGCGCAGAACAAUGGCAAGGUGCUGAAGGGUGAGGAGUGUGAGCCCCACUCCCAGCCUUGGCAAGUGGCCCUGUUCGACCGUGGACGCUUCAACUGCGGUGCUUCCCUCGUCUCCCCUUACUGGGUGCUGACCGCAGCCCACUGCCAGACCCGCAACUUGAGGGUGCGGCUGGGGGAGCACAACCUCCGCAAAAGCGACGGCAGAGAGCAGCUGCGGACAGUCUCCCGCGUCGUCUCGCACCCGGGCUACGUGGCUCGCACCCAUCUCCACGACCUGAUGCUGCUGCGGCUAACGCGGCCCGCGCGCCUCUCCCGGCAAGUGCGCCCCGUGUCGCUGCCCAUGCGCUGCCCCCAACCUGGCGAGUCCUGCGUGGUGUCCGGCUGGGGCCUGGUGUCUAAUUAUGAGUCUGGGAGCACAGGAAGCUCCCAGUCACAAGUGGAUCUCCCGGACACAUUGCAUUGCGCCAACAUCAGCAUCAUCUCAACCGCAUCUUGUAACAAGGACUAUCCAGGGCACCUGAUGAGCACCAUGGUGUGUGCAGGUGUGGAAGGCGGAGGCACGGACUCCUGUGAGGGUGACUCCGGGGGACCCCUGGUCUGUGGAGGCAUCCUGCAAGGCAUUGUGUCCUGGGGUGAUGUCCCUUGCGACACUACCACCAAGCCCGGUGUCUAUACCAAAGUGUGCAGCUACCUGGAGUGGAUCAGAAACACCAUGAAGAGGAACUGA
Molossus molossus (Pallas's mastiff bat) is the source of this 768-nucleotide messenger RNA. It is a transcript of the gene KLK15, whose product is annotated as kallikrein related peptidase 15. Gene Ontology annotation, molecular function: serine-type endopeptidase activity. Lineage: Eukaryota; Metazoa; Chordata; Mammalia; Chiroptera; Molossidae. The transcript has 5 exons. Bases 1 to 768 code for a protein of 255 amino acids. Gene Ontology annotation, biological process: proteolysis. The record is from RefSeq and is a predicted model, not a curated record.